UGUUAGCGCUAAAGUUUGGAGUGAUUCGUGGAAGUUUCCUGGACGAAGAAAAGAAGAGCGGAAAAUCAAGAACUCGUAAGAUGGCUUUUCGGAGGAGAAAUAAGAGUUACCCUUUCUUCAGCCAAGAGUUUCUCAUUCAGAAUCACGCCGACAUCGUGUUUAGUCUGGUUAUCUUCAUUUUGAUUGGACUGAUGUUUGAGACAACAGCGAAAACAGCUAUUUUAUUCAUUCAGCCGCAGUAUAACAUCAGCACCAUGACCGCAGAUGGAGAAGUAUCUCUAUAUCAUUAUGGAUGGAAGGAUUGUGCUACUGUUCUUUUCUAUCUCUUCAUCACCAUAAUACUUCAUGCUGUGGUGCAGGAGUAUGUUCUAGAUAAAAUAAACCGACGUCUCCACCUGUCGAAGAGUAAAAACACAAAGUUUAAUGAAUCUGGGCAGCUAUGUGUGUUUUACAUGGUGUCUAGUUUAUGGAGUCUCUACGUCAUCGCCACAGAGGGAUAUCUUCUGCAUCCCAGCAGCCUUUGGGAGAAUUACCCUCAUGUACACCUGAGGUUUCAGGUGAAGUUUUUCUAUCUCACUCAGCUGGCGUACUGGUUUCACGCGCUGCCUGAACUUUACUUCCAGAAAGUGAGAAAGGAGGAGAUCCCUCGUCAGCUGCAGUACAUCAGUCUCUAUCUGUUACACAUUCUGGCUGCGUAUCUGUUAAAUUUGACUCGAGUCGGGCUGGUUUUGUUGUUUCUUCAGUAUCUCUCUCAAAUGGGGUUCCAUCUGUCCCGACUCUUUUACUUUAUUGAUGAAAACCACCAUAAAAUGUUUGAGAUGUGGUCCAUUGGGUUUGUUCUGACCCGCAUGAUCACUCUAACUCUGAUGUUCUUGGCUGUUGGCUUUGGUUUGGCUCGUUCUGAAAACCAGACGCUUGAUUUGGAAACAGGAAACUUUAACACCCUUUCUGUCAGGCUGCUGGUGUUGUUCGUGGUGUGUUUCACUCAGUCGUGGCUGCUCUGGAAGUUCUUCCGUUUCCAGCUGAGCCGAACACGCGAGCUUCGACUGGAGCAGGCGGCCCGCAAGAGAGCAGCCGCUAAGCAAUUCAUGCAGCGUACGCUCAAACGUGAUACAGUUGGUCACCAUGAGAAUGGACUGAUUAAAGCAGAGAACGGGACAUCCCCUCGCCUGAAAAAGAUCAAAACUCCUUAAACUUCAUCCCCAUUCCAACGCUUAGCCUCUCCAAACCAACGGCACAGGAAUGGGAAACAGUUCAGCCUGCUGCUUCCUGUUUCCAUGUCAGGAGAAAUGAAUGUGCUGUUUCUCAGAGGAAGUGACGUCACAGUACAGUGGCACGCUCAACAGACUCUUGUCAACUUCUCUUUAUCAGUUUCAGUGUUCAUGUUAUUUCUUUUGUAUAUGCUUCUAAACUUCACUCAGUCCUUCUUUAUUAAAGCGCUGUUUUGAGGUUAGUUUUUUUUUCUGCACGUCACGAGGUACAAAUAUGGUGACUACCGAGGAAGGACACUUAUUGAGAUUAUAAAAUGUAUAGGUGGGUUUAACAGAUUCCAAACACCAAGAUUUAGGUGAUUUUCACAGUGCAACAGAACUGGCAGAGGACAGCCCUUGUUUUGGUCUGGUUUUGAGGUAGGAAAAAGUAUUGUAUUAGUGAAAUGAUCACUAACACUCACUCUUUCCAUUGAAAUAUUAAAUGCUGUUGGAGUUUCUCCCAUGAUGCUUUGUAAGUUUAUACAGUUUGAUAUGUGAUUGAAUAUGACGAUCAAAAAAAUUGUUUUUGAAAAGCUGAAUUGAGUCUCGUCUUUUUACAGAUAUUUUGGGUAUUACUGCUUGCAAGCACUUUGCAAACUUUUUAAUGUUUACUUUUGUCUUCAUGCAUUACAUCAUUCUGUAAUUUCAUUGUCAUUUCCACCAUUUAUAAGAGCCACGUGGUGACUUAUUUUUGCGGUGAAUAUCACAACCGUGCCUUGGUCUUAUAGACACAAAUCAAAAUAAAAUAUAU
This is a messenger RNA of Myxocyprinus asiaticus (Chinese sucker), 2001 nucleotides long. RefSeq names its product translocating chain-associated membrane protein 2-like. Bases 81 to 1193 code for a protein of 370 amino acids. Gene Ontology annotation, biological process: protein insertion into ER membrane; SRP-dependent cotranslational protein targeting to membrane, translocation. The record is from RefSeq and is a predicted model, not a curated record. Gene Ontology annotation, cellular component: endoplasmic reticulum membrane. The transcript is spliced from 11 exons. NCBI's taxonomy places the organism in Eukaryota, Metazoa, Chordata, Actinopteri, Cypriniformes, Catostomidae.